Prunus persica (peach) is the source of this 1146-nucleotide messenger RNA. RefSeq lists its product as uncharacterized. Bases 1 to 1146 code for a protein of 381 amino acids. The record is from RefSeq and is a predicted model, not a curated record. The transcript has a single exon. Lineage: Eukaryota; Viridiplantae; Streptophyta; Magnoliopsida; Rosales; Rosaceae.
AUGAAGAUUUUUGCGGAAUUGGGUUGGUUCCAAGAUCUAUUGGAGGUUCUCUAUAGGGUUUUGCAGAAAUCCAUAGAUGAAGCAAAGAAAAAAUCCAGAGAUGAAGCGAAGAAAAGGGAAGAAGAGGGGGAGGGAAGACGGAAAGAGUAUGGGAAGAAUCGUUCGAAUGAAUGGCAGAAACCUAGGAAUAGGUAUUGGUCCAACUAUGACGAAAGCGAUGUGGAGGAAGAGAAGGAAGAGAUAAAAACAGUCACAGAUGUUCGCAUCGCCAGGGCUAAAAGCGCGGUUGACAGGUACCAAAACGACCUUGAAUAUCGGUUCUUGCAUGAUCGUGUAUCGGAGGUGUUUGUGGAGAUGCUGACAUCAGAUGUCUUGUCUUUGGAGUCUGGUGAGAUUGAACAUAUCAGCACUGCUUCCAAAUUCUGUCCUUCGAUUGAUUCAUCUUACGACAGAGCAACUUUGAUAUGUGAAAACAUAGCAAGGAGAAUGUUUCCACGCCAUAAUUUUGGGGAGUACAAAGAUGUUGAAGAAGCUCAUUAUGCUUAUAGGGUCCGUAAUCGACUGAGGAAACAAGUACUUAGCCCCCUACGCAAGGCAUUGGAGCGCUUACCAGCUGCAAAACAGGACAAGAAGUCAUUAUCAUUGUUCAAGAACCGCAAGAGGCUGAUUGCUUUGGAAAUCUACAGCAAGAUCAUUGGUUGUGGUGGUGGAGGCCGUGAUGAAAGAAGAUUGCAAAUUAAGGGUUACAUGAAGCUCGUGGACAUACUAUUACCCAAGAAAAAUAUUGUCGACAUAUGCUUUGGUGAUGGGCUAAAGCCUCCUCACCAUGUGGUGGCCUUGUUGGAAAAGGAACAUGGCGGUGAUGAUGAGAUUGCAGAGGUUCAAUGGCGGAGAUUAGUCCAAGAGUUUUCGAACAAAGGGAGGCUCAGGAAUUGUAUUGCAGUGUGUGAUGUCCCGGAGAGCAUGAGAGGGACAUUGAAGGAGAUGGUUUGCAUUUCAAUGGGGUUGUUGGUUUCGGAGCUCAGCGAAAAACCUUGGCAAGGUUUUGUUAUCCCGCUCAGCGAUUUUCCAAGGCUGCACAAAGUUGAAGGAGACAAUCUGCAGUCGAAAUUGUUAGAAUACAGAGACUAUUAUCUUGUAUUUUAA